Molecule: messenger RNA, 2234 nt
Organism: Bipolaris sorokiniana ND90Pr
Lineage: Eukaryota; Fungi; Ascomycota; Dothideomycetes; Pleosporales; Pleosporaceae
Exons: 1
Coding region: 87-2195 (702 amino acids)
Source: RefSeq, a predicted model, not a curated record
CAAAGACGCCUACGGUCUCGCCACUCAAGAAACGUAUGUAGUUAUAUGCAAAAUUCUUUGGCCUACUAUUCCGGAUACCACCAAUAAUGUCACGGCGAUUUUUCACGGACUCUGCCCUGCCUCCUAGAAACAAUGUGGGCUACUUCACAAAGAUAGUCGCCAAACACCUCUUCCUUGAGGUUCCCAAACGGGCACUUUCCUCUUCUGAGGAAGAGUUUCUGGACGUCACCCUGGAAAGCAAUCACUGCGAGCUUGCAAAACCGGACAAAAAACGAAACACCAUUACGACGAGCCCCUAUGUAUAUACCGCGUUGCCUAACCCUACGGACGAUUGUAAAUACAUUCGCGUGAUAGAGCUGCUUCCUGGAACGCGGCAGGACGAUAUCGUAUGCCAGCUUCUGCAAGUAGAGCUGCGGAAGGGGUUGGAGUACGAGGCACUAUCUUAUGUCUGGGGAGAUAUUAGUCGGACAACGCCUAUUCAGGUGGACGAACUGACUUUGCAAAUCGGCGAAAGCUUGCGUUCAGCUCUAGUGGACCUUAGGCGCCCUACGGAGUCUCGCCUUUUAUGGGCGGACGCAAUCUGUAUUGAUCAAAGCAAUAUACACGAACGUGCGAAACAAGUCGGGAUCAUGGGUGACAUUUACACACAAGCUACACGCACAAUUGUUUGGCUCGGACCGUCCUAUGAGUAUGUCAACCUCGCCUUCGAUUGCAUCACAACUUUAGAAAGCGAAGCCCUGGCACGCCAGCAGUCCAUCGGAGAAGCUACCGCUUCAACAAAAUCUCCUUUAGAUGCUUCACGAACUAAAAAGGAACGUGAAGACUUGCGUCAUGGCUGCUAUAUCCUCGGAGAAUUGGCUCAGGUGGAUUGGUGGACACGUGCUUGGGUUGUGCAGGAAGUAUGUCUCGCGUCUGAAAAGAUCAUCAUGUGCGGCCUAUAUCAAGUGGAUUGGAAGCGUUUCAUGAAUGCUGUAGAAUACGGAACACUCGAGGACAAAUUCGACUCCAGGAUAGCUGGGAUCCGCGAUGAUUGCUUGGAAGGUCUUCAAUCCAUCAAAGAACUUGAGGAUAAGCCAUUGGAGGGUAACAUAGCAGGGCAAUUGCUUCGAUUACUGACGACCCUGAGACCCAGAUUGGCAACAAAUCCUCGCGAUAAGGUCUUUGCAAUUAUGGGGCUGCUGAAGGGCAAUCGUCAGGAUCUGCAUAUUGUAGUAGACUAUACCGCUUCCGUCAAUAAGGUCUACCGUGCAACGGCAGUUGAAAUUAUACGAGUGACCAAUAAUCUCGACAUCUUCAGCCAUUGCAUCCACAAUGACGCUCCAAGCGACGAGGAAGCUUGCUUGCCUUCUUGGGUCCCCGAUUGGAGCAGCUCAGAAACAAUGUAUAUGCCAUUGAUACGAAACGGCUUUGACGAGUUACGGCGUUAUGAAGCUUCCUUGGGCUCGACAGCGCGUGCUCAAUUCUAUCAUGAGCCAGAUGUCGUGGGUGUGACUGGUCAGCUUUUAGAUGUCAUUGCUGAAUACAGCGAUUUGCUUAUUAUACCCGAUGACGCUGAUUGGAGUUAUACAUCGGAGGAGGAUCCUUCGUUGGGGAGAAUUUUCCUCGAAAUAGGCUGCGAGCUCUGGAAGGUAUACAAGUUAUUACUUGGUGUGGUUGAUUUCUUCAACGUGUUCCUCACGUGGGAGACUUUUGCUGAUCGCCAGCCGUGUUACAUUUAUGGCACACAAGACGCACAGCCAUCCAAGAAAAUGUUUUGGCAAACGCUUUGCACAGGGCUGCUUGACCCCGAAGGUGAAGAGAAAAUCGAAAGAUUGUUCCGUGAAUGGCGCUCCCAAUUGUCACCUAUCAGCGGCCUUAGGAGAAUGAAGGUAUCGAAAUUUCCAACCUUGUUCAAAACUCUAGGUUUGAUGGGUUACUUUUGGGCGACCUGGAAGAGUUAUGGGGCUUUUAGCGAAAUGAUUCCUCAUACCAAAGGAAGAAGACUUGGAAGAACCAAAUCAGGUUGGCUUUGCUUACUACCAGCGCAUGUCAAGGCUGGCGAUAAAUUGAUCCUGCUUAAAGGGGCGGCUGUGCCGUUUAUCGUCAGACAGAGGAACGAUGGAUAUUGGUUCCUUGUUGGUGACGCUUAUGUUCAUGGGAUUAUGCACGGGCAGGCGUAUGAUGAUGAUGCUGGCAUGUUACUAAAACUUAAGUAGGCCAAUAAUUUCUCAAUACAAUAUAGUUGAUGACUGAAC